GCAAAGGUCCGCGCGGCUCCGAGCGCUGGGGGAGAACGGGGCCGGCUCGGUGGUUGGUUUGCUGCGACCGUUACCGAUUGCCACCGGCGGCACGGCACGGCUCGCCUCUUCUCGUCUCUUUCCUCACAGACGCGAUGGCUUCCGGAGACCGCCGCCAGCAGGAAGCCGCCAAGCCGGCCUUCGGCGAGGACGAGGUGGCCGAGCUGGUGGCCGAGGUGUUCGGACUAAAGGCGGCGUGGGUCAGGCCCCUGCCCAGCUAUGACGAUCAGAACUUCCACGUGAGAGUCUCGAGCAGAGGCGAGGCCGAAGGGGCCGAGGAGUACGUCCUCAAAAUCACCAACUCGGAAGACAGCCGGCAGCCCGCCCUCAUCGAGGCGCAGACCCAGGCCAUGGUGUUCCUCAGCGCCCGCGGCUUCCCCGCCGCCACGCCGCGGCUCACGAAGGACGGCAGCAUCAUGGCCCUGCGGGCAGGUAGCGGAUCUGGAAACAAAAAGUACAUGGUCAGACUGCUGACUUAUCUGCCGGGCACACCUGUGGCUAAAAUUGCUGCACCUACUCAGCUUCUGUAUGAUAUUGGCAAGCUAGCUGCCAGUUUGGAUAAAGCUCUUACAGAGGAAUUCCAUCAUCCAUCAGUAGGAAGUCUGCAUCGAGAUCAGUUCAUCUGGAACCUGGCGAACGUCCCUCUUCUGGAUCAGUACAUGGAUGCCUUGGGCCAGAACGAGCACAGAGAUGUUGUGCAGUGGGUCAUCCAGCAGUUCAAAGAGAAAGUCACACCCAAGAUAAGCAGUUUUCGAGCUUGUAUCAACCACGGGGACCUCAACGACCACAACAUCCUGGUGGUUCCUGGCUCCCCUCGCGGGGCGGCCCCGCAGUACCGCGUGUCGGGCGUGCUGGACUUCAGCGACAUGAGCUACGGCUGCUAUGUGUUCGAGGCGGCCAUCGCCAUCAUGUACAUGAUGGUGGAGAGCGCGGAGCCUCUCGGUGUGGGUGGACACGUCCUGGCAGGCUUCGAGAGCGUGCUGCCGCUGACGGGUGCGGAGCGGGCAGCGCUGUUCCUGCUGGUGAGCGGCCGCUUCGCGCAGUCGCUGGUCAUGGCGGCGCACACAGCGCUGCUGCACCCGGAGAACACGGAGUAUCUCAUGGUCACCGCCAGGACGGGGUGGAGGCACCUGAUGGACAUGUAUGCGCUGGGCCAGGAGGCGGUGGAGAAGAAGUGGUUUGAGACAGCCACGGCGUAUGUGAGGCAGCCCUGUGAGGUGGGGCUGCAAUAGAAUCAUAGAAUUGCAAGGUUGGAAACGACCUGCAAGAUCAUCCAGUCCAACUGUCUUCUCAUUAUCACUGCUACCACAAGCACUAAACUGUAUCUCACAGCUCCUCAUUCAGAUGCCUCUUGAACACUGCCAGGGACGGUGACUCCACCACCUCCCUGGGCAGCCAUUCCAGUGCCUGACCACUCUGACAGAAAAAGUUCUUCCUUAUGUCCAACCUAAACCUCCUCUGGUACAACUUGCGGCCAUUUCCUCAGGUCUUGUUUGUUGCCUGGGAGAAGAGGCCAAACCCCUCCUCACCACAACCUCCCUUCAGGAAGUUGCAGAGUGCCAUGAGGUCUCCCCUGAGCCUCCUCGAGACUGAACAAUCCCAGCUCCCUCAGCCACUCCUCAUAAGGUUUGUGCUCCAAACCCCUCACCAGUUUCGUUGCCCUUCUCUGGACACGCUCCAGGGCCUCAAUGUCUUUCCUGUAGUGAGGGGCCCAAAACUGAACAUAAUACUCGAGGUGUGGCCUCACCAGUGCUGAGUACACCGAGAUGAUGACUCCCUGCUCCUGCUGGCCAUGUUGUUUCUAAUGCAGGCUAGGAUGCCGUUGGCCCUGUUGGCCACCUGGGCGCACUGUCAGCUCACGUUCAGUCGAGCAUCACCCAACACCCCCAGGUCC
Molecule: messenger RNA, 1933 nt
Organism: Lagopus muta (rock ptarmigan)
Lineage: Eukaryota; Metazoa; Chordata; Aves; Galliformes; Phasianidae
Gene: HYKK
Product: hydroxylysine kinase
Exons: 4
Coding region: 135-1271 (378 amino acids)
Molecular function (GO): amino acid kinase activity
Source: RefSeq, a predicted model, not a curated record